GCGGCCAAUUUUUUGUGACGACUGAGUUGCUGGAUAUUGAAAACAUUCGAUACCUUGAUCACACGCAGCUUUUGGGUGAGCCUCUGCUUAAGCGCACAUUCAUGGGUGGCCACAUUUUUAUGCCGGCUAUGCUGGACACAGCGCUGUGUCAGUGCUACUUCAGCUCACAUAUCCUGGAUGUUCUGCGGCACUUGACUUUCAGCCAUUCGACUGAGACCGCCAAAGACAAUCCUGCAAGGGUGUUCAAGCAGGGCAAACUCAAUUUGCUGUACGUUCCCGACCGAUUUAUCGGUCAACGCUACGAUACCCUAGUUCUGACGCUAAUGAAGCAGCAUGCUGCUGUACCGCUGGGUCUCUACCGCUUUGUCACUCAUGAGGGUCAGACAUUUGCAAGCGUCGUGUGCAAUCCACACCCUGCCACGCCACUGCUCCGCUCGGAUGCUGUCUACGUGCUUGGUCCGCCAAUUUCCGAGUGGAUCCAUUUUUCAGAAGGCCUGCGCGCAAUAAGUAUUGCGCCUCAGCCGUUGCAUACGAUGGCGUCAGGUUCGCCUACAACACCGGCUGUAGGAAAGGAAGGCGGUCAAAGCUCGACAUCUGACCAGUCGCGCUACACGGUCUACUCGCACAAUACCGAAUCUAGCAGCCCAACAGGAUCGUCGACCAGUAAGAGAGGCGGUGGCGAGACAGUUUUCACAAUUGACGCCGGCGAAGAGGCCGAUACCAGCGACGUUGAUGUCGAUAGCCACAUUGCAUUUAAAACAGCACCACAGUUUGGGGAUUAGGCCCGGCAAUGCCACAUCACAGUACUUAAUUAUAUUUUUACUUCCUCUUCAAAUACUAUUAGCACAAAACACCACGCGCUCGCUUUGACUUUUGGAUUUAUACCGUCGAGGUAUGUUUGCGCGCA
Molecule: messenger RNA, 907 nt
Organism: Kickxella alabastrina
Lineage: Eukaryota; Fungi; Kickxellomycota; Kickxellomycetes; Kickxellales; Kickxellaceae
Exons: 1
Coding region: 102-782 (226 amino acids)
Source: RefSeq, a predicted model, not a curated record